GCUCUCUGCAGUCAGUAGCAUUCAAACACUCGGCGUCAGAAUAAGAUUUAGAAAAACUCGACAAACAUAAAUAUAAUUAAAAACUAUUUACAUUAGAUAAUUAACAAAAAUGAUCGGUGACAAUGAGGACUCUCACUCCUUAUGUGACUCACUGAAUUUACUUGAAGAAGGCUGUCGUUUGCCGGUUCGUAUGCACAGUACCAAUGAUUGGACAUUGGCGGAAUUAAUUAGUGUAAAAGACGUUGGACCAGUUAAAUAUUAUUAUGUCCAUUAUGUUGAUUUCAACAAAAGAUUGGACGAAUGGGUAACAGAAGAGAGAUUAGACACGCGAAAGGUCCAAUACCCUCACCGCGACGGAACGACAGCUCCAGGGACAGGAUGCGCGACUCCAAAAAAAAUCAGCCGGCCUCCAAGCCCAACGAACACCCCCACCGAGCCAGUGAACGGCUCCGCGGCGUUCCAAGCUGCACUUCAGAAGCGGAUCUCGAGGAAGCGAAAGGGGACUUUUUUGGACAACGAAGACUCCCAAGAAGCCACAAACCCUUCCGGAGUCCAGCAAACACCUGGUCCGCGUCCCACGGGGUCGAUGGUGACGCACCACCACGACGACGUGGUGACGCGCAUGAAGAACAUCGAAUUAAUCGAGUUGGGUCGCCACCGGAUCAGGCCCUGGUACUUCAGUCCCUACCCCGAAGCUAUGGUCACGCUGCCCUGCAUUUAUAUUUGUGAAUUCUGUCUUAAAUACCGCAAGAGCCGGAAGUGCCUCGAGCGGCAUCUAGUCAAGUGCAAUUUAAGACACCCGCCAGGGAACGAAAUCUACCGCAAGGGCUCAAUUUCUUUCUUUGAAAUCGACGGACGCAAGAACAAGAAUUACGCACAGAAUUUGUGUCUUUUAGCGAAGCUUUUUCUGGACCACAAGACUCUUUACUACGACACCGACCCGUUCCUCUUCUACGCGAUGACUGAGUUCGACAGCAGGGGCUUCCACAUCGUCGGAUAUUUUUCUAAAGAGAAAGAAUCCACCGAAGACUACAACGUCGCUUGUAUCCUCACCCUGCCACCGUAUCAGAGAAAAGGUUACGGGAAACUCCUGAUCGAGUUUUCUUACGAGUUGUCUAAAUUUGAAGGAAAAACUGGAUCUCCAGAAAAACCGCUGUCUGAUUUGGGCCUGCUGUCUUAUAGGAGCUACUGGACUCACACGAUUGUGGAUAUUCUUAUCAAUGUUAAGCCGCUGGUGGAAAAUGAAAAAGCACAGAUUACUAUCAAUGAAAUCUGCGAGCUCACUGCUAUUAAAAAGGAAGAUGUUAUUUCGACUUUACAGCACUUGGGGCUUAUUAAUUAUUACAAGGGGCAAUAUAUCGUUACGCUUAAUGAAAAAACAAUAAUAGACCAUGCAGAAGCAAUGGCAAAGCGGUCUAUCAGGAUAGAUUCUAGAUGCUUAAAUUGGCAACCUAAAGACUGGAGUGUUCGCGCAAAAUGGUAAACUGCGACAAUAAAUACCGAUACUCAGCUGCUUAUUUUUUUUUAACUUACUUAUACUAUAUUGUACAUAAAUGUAAUUUUAUAAA
Cotesia glomerata is the source of this 1568-nucleotide messenger RNA. RefSeq names its product histone acetyltransferase Tip60 (gene Tip60). The transcript has 5 exons. Bases 110 to 1483 code for a protein of 457 amino acids. The record is from RefSeq and is a predicted model, not a curated record. Lineage: Eukaryota; Metazoa; Arthropoda; Insecta; Hymenoptera; Braconidae. Gene Ontology annotation, molecular function: histone acetyltransferase activity. Gene Ontology annotation, biological process: regulation of DNA-templated transcription.